AAUGCCCACAUGCACUUUUUGUGCAUUGUUACGCUCAUAGGUUGAAUUUAGUGCUGGCGCAGGGGACGAAGAGUAUUAAAGAUGCCAAGAUGUUUUUUUGCCGCACUGGACUGUUUCCACAAUUUUUUUCUCUCGAUCACCCAAAAGAACCGCUUUACUGACUGAGGCUGACAAUUCAGUUUGGAUUCCCGAAGGGCUCGGCUCUCCCAGUGGAAAUUUAAAAGCCACGCAGUGAAUGCAGUAUGUGAAGGUCACCAGUGUGUCAAUAUAGUCUUUGACCGAAUCAUAACGGAACCAGGAUGGGAUAAUGACACAAUCGCUCAGGCCAUGGCACUCAAACAGAAAUUGCAGGAUUUCAAGUUCAUGUUUCUGCUGGAUGUUUUCUGAGCAAUUUUUGGACACACCAAUGUUUUGAUCUAGGUUCUCCAAGCUAGGUCCCUUGAUUUGCGACGGUUGUUUGACUACAUAGAUGCGACCCUUAAUUCACUGAAAGCACUUCGUACUGACACAACACUGUCCGUUCUGUUGGGCAAGAGGAUCACCGAAGGAAGCGGCGCCGUCAGUGCUGGCAAGACUAAGGAUUUAACUACAGCAAGCAGGGUGAAGAUUCAAGCAUCACUGACUCUUAUCGAUCUCUGUUCUAUGAAAUCAUGGAUGCAAUUUAUCUGUCAGAUGACAGAGAGAUUUAGUGAUAUGAAAUGAAUUUUUUUCGACUUCUCGACUUUGCAGCAUUUGCAGAUUUUGCUAAACAAAAAGGGUUUCCUGAUGAAGAAAUGGCCACACUUUUAAAGGUCUACCCCUUCUUUGACAGUUGGUGGUUGAAAAAUUAGCUGCUUGUGGUCUAUGAAGAUAAGCAUUUCCAUAAAGUACCGAGGGAUUUACUUCAGAUGAUUAUACAGGACGAUUUGCAUAGCACCCUGACAGAACUGGUCAAAUUGCUGAAGUAGAUGCUAACAAUUCCCAUAACAGCUGUGUCUGCUGAAAGGUCUUUCUCUGGCUUGAAGACAGUGAAAAAAUAUAUUCGCAGUAACUGUGGACAAGAUAGACUAUCACACUUGGCAACAAUUUCUCUGGAGUCAGCCUUAAUUGAUGAAUUGAAGAAGACAGGUGUAUUCUACAACAGAGUCAUAGACACAUUCGCUGCUAAAAAGGACAGGAGGAAGGAUUUUUUCUUCAAGUAAUAGGGCUAGAAUUUUACAAUGGGUAACAAUACAUCUUCAGAAAGCAGUUCAAUUCCUCUCAAAAGCAAUAUUAAUCUCGAAGACAAUAAAGCAACAGUAUUAUUCAAACAGGAGACAGCAUGUAAUUCAAAACAGGUGACAUACAGAAUUCCAGCUCUCAUCUAUAUCAGUAAAGAUCAAACCUUCCUUGCCUUCGCUGAAAAGCGGAAAACUGCAGACGACGCAGAUGCAGAAGUGCUUGUGAUGAGAAGAGGAUCAUGGAAAGAUGGCAAGAAUGAAGUUGAGUGGGACAGUGGACAUCAGGUGCUCACAGCUUGUCUACCAAACCACCGCAGCAUGAAUCCAUGUCCAGUCUAUGAGAGCGAUUCCAAGACCCUCUUUCUGUUUUUCAUUUGUAUUCCCAAAGGGGUCUCAGAAAAGGACCAAAAAAAACAAAAAAAGAACCAGGCACGGCUUUGUUACAUAACCAGUAAGGACACUGGCAAAACAUGGAAUGAUAUUACUGACUUGAAAGAUGUGAUCAGUGAAAAGGAGAAAAACUGGGCCACCUUUGCUGUUGGACCUGGACAUGGUGUUCAAAUAAAGAGCAGACUGAUAAUUCCGGCCUAUGCAUAUUGCACAUCAUGUUGCUGCUCACCAUGUUGCUGCUUAUCAUGUUGCUGUUUCACACCUUAUGCUUUAGCAUUCUACAGCGAUGAUAAAGGAAGCACAUGGAAAGCAGGAAAACAAAUGGCUGUUGAGUCAUGUGAGUGUCAGAUGGCUGAGAUCAUCGAUGACAAAGGUAAAAAUACUCUGUACUGCAAUGCCCGAACCCGCCUUGGCUAUAGAACGGAGGCGCUAAGCUACAACUCUGGAGAGGGUUUUGACAAAGUCUUACCCCCCAAAAAGCUAAUAGACACUGGAGAAGGAUGCCAAGGCAGUGUGUUGAGUUUUGUUGGACAGAGUAGUCCUCCAAAGACAUGGCUGCUCUACUCUCAUCCAUCCGAUCCAAAAAAUAGAGUGAAUCUUGGACUGUACUUGAAUAAAUCCCCAUGGGAUUCCUCAGGGUGGCCUGAGGAACCUUUACUUAUAUUACAUCGUGGUCCCAGUGCAUAUUCAGAUCUGGUAGAGUAUGAGCCUGGACAUUUUGCUUGUCUCUUUGAGUGUGGGAAGGAACAUGAGAAGGAAGAAAUAGCAUUUCGGCUGUUCAAACUCCCUUAGAAAAAAAAGUAAAUGUGUACAUUUAUUAUUAGUUGAAUGCUCAGUAAUGAGUCAAGUCCCUUCAAAUGAAUUAUGGAUCUAAUGUAAUCUCUUUUUCAUUUAUAACAUUAAAUACUUCAUAGAG
Ctenopharyngodon idella (grass carp) is the source of this 2505-nucleotide messenger RNA. RefSeq names its product sialidase-3-like. NCBI's taxonomy places the organism in Eukaryota, Metazoa, Chordata, Actinopteri, Cypriniformes, Xenocyprididae. Bases 1200 to 2381 code for a protein of 393 amino acids. The record is from RefSeq and is a predicted model, not a curated record. The transcript is spliced from 3 exons. Gene Ontology annotation, biological process: oligosaccharide catabolic process; ganglioside catabolic process. Gene Ontology annotation, cellular component: cytoplasm; lysosome; membrane. Gene Ontology annotation, molecular function: exo-alpha-sialidase activity.